Schizosaccharomyces cryophilus OY26 is the source of this 807-nucleotide messenger RNA. Its product is annotated as Clr6 histone deacetylase complex subunit Sds3. Bases 1 to 807 code for a protein of 268 amino acids. The transcript has a single exon. The record is from RefSeq and is a predicted model, not a curated record. NCBI's taxonomy places the organism in Eukaryota, Fungi, Ascomycota, Schizosaccharomycetes, Schizosaccharomycetales, Schizosaccharomycetaceae. Gene Ontology annotation, cellular component: Sin3-type complex. Gene Ontology annotation, biological process: negative regulation of transcription by RNA polymerase II. Gene Ontology annotation, molecular function: histone deacetylase binding.
AUGGACGUUCUAUCCAGGGUUUUGGAUAUGAAAAAUGAAGAUGAUGAUGAAUUUUUGGAUAUGCCACUGACUGCCAGUGAGUUCGAAGCAAAAAAACAAGAGUUACAGGAAGAGUUGACAGCUAUACGAAAUGGCACCUGUAGAACGCUAUUGGAUUUGUUUCAUGGCUUGCAAGAAAAAAAAGAAGAAGAAUUGGAAAUUGAAGAACAGUGGAGACGCCAUUUAAUGGAAAGAGCUCAAGAAGAAUAUGAAGCAGAACUGAAGGAUGCCCGAGAAGAAUACGAGCAGCGCUGUAACUCUCUUCAAGCUAUGGUUUUAUCACACUUGGCUGAGAAAAAACGACACAUCAUGGAAGCCAAGGAUAUGUUUGAUAUUGCCAAUGAGUCUUCCUCGCUUCUUCUACAUGAUGCGUCUUCCCAAUUUAUAGAUCGUCGAAAAUUAAGACAUCGUCGAAAUGCAUCAUCCAAUAAUUCCACUUCAAAUCAAUUGCCAACUCUCAACUUCUUUGACGACUAUUUACUUUUCCCUACAGAAGAGACAGCAGAGAUUCCCGAGUCCAUAAAAAAGACUGUUCGAAAUUCAGUCAACUCUGCAAGACCAUCCAAUGUCGAGCUAUCUCUUUUUUCUCCUCUCUUGACAAUGGCCAAUGUGAAUAUCUCUGCUGCCCGAGAUCGAGAUUUUCGAGCUAUGGAGCGAGCGGAGCGUGAUCGUGAAAAAGCUGUCGAUAAAGGUCUAACAGGUGCUUCUGAAGAAGAUGUCAAACAUGAUUUACAGCUAUUAAAAAAGGAGAUCCUUAAAAAACGGUGA